Molecule: messenger RNA, 2119 nt
Organism: Asterias rubens (European starfish)
Lineage: Eukaryota; Metazoa; Echinodermata; Asteroidea; Forcipulatida; Asteriidae
Product: protein angel homolog 2-like
Exons: 6
Coding region: 216-2042 (608 amino acids)
Molecular function (GO): 3'-5'-RNA exonuclease activity
Source: RefSeq, a predicted model, not a curated record
GAUGGCAGCGCCCUGUGUGUGCUAUACUUGGAUGUCGGUCGUGUUGCAUCAUUUAUUUGUAAAGUAAGUGAACACUGAAAUAUUUCACUAUUUAAGUGGGUAUCCGGUAUUUGUUAUAGCUGAAGAGUUUGUGUCGAAACGCAUUGGGACUUCGGAGGACAUCAAGCGGCUAAAAAGUGAUCACCAGUUUGAGAUGAUGAAUACAUAGUACAUGAAUGUUCUGCCUUACAACACUAGCUACCUGGUCGAGUCGCAGUAGAGCUGGCUGCAUCAGUCUGCCUAAGCUGUUGAUGAAAUCAUCCAAGAUGCAGGGAUGUAACCAAAGCCAGUCGGCAAUGGUCUUUCAAAAUCUCCAUGAACCUCGGGGAAGCUCCUCAAGGAAUCAGUCUUCACAGCCAGGCAUCAAUCCUCCAGGCGUCUUUGGACAAGGUGUGACAAGUCAGGAGAACAUUAAUACAAACACCAUGAAAGACGCAAGACCAUGUACCUAUCAGCAGUCAAAGUGGCCACCCAGCUACUUUCCUCAUCCCCCAGCUACCUCGUUUCAUUCUAGAAGCCACCGUCCAAGGUCUCCUUAUGAGCAGCCGCAGUCCAGGCAGAGCUUGCAUAGCAGCUCAACAGACCGGAGGAAGCAGAUAGACACAGGAAAAUCUGCAUCCACCUCAAGCUCUAACCGAGCAUCAUCAUCCCACAGUGAUCAAAGAGGUGUUGAGGGUGGAAGUAGUGCGUCGGAUAACCAAGGAGAAGAAGACCCUUCAGAAAAAGCUCCAAGGCCGGAUUUGUCGAAAUUUUGUCGGAAAUGGACGACCACAUCCUUCGGUCGUCAACGGAGAGAACCCGGGCAGACAUCGGACUUUGAGGUGACCAUUCUCAGCUACAACGUGCUAGCUCAAUGCCUCAUUGAGAGCAACAUGACACUCUACCAGCAUUGCCAUAGUGACUUCCUCCGCUGGAGAUUUCGGAAGAAAAACCUAUUAAGAGAAAUCAAAGAAGCUGAUGCUGAUAUACUUUGCCUCCAGGAGAUCCAGGCCUGCCAUUUAUAUGAUUUCUUCGCACCUCAGUUGGAGAAAUUAGGCUAUACGGGUAUUUAUCAGAAGCGCACAGGAGACAAGAAUGACGGGUGUGCCAUCUUCUACAAAGUUGACAAGCUGGUCCAGGACAAAACAAGAAGGGUUAGCUUCUACAUGCCAAACAUUCAGUUGAUGGAUCGGGACAAUGUUGCCCUCAUAGCACUGCUCCGCCCAAAGGCGUGGCCAGAGGAUGGACCCAAGCUCUGUGUGGCCACAACCCACCUUCUAUACAACCCUAGACGCGGUGACAUCAAGUUGGCUCAGCUGGGUAUGCUGCUAGCCGAGAUUGACAGUAUGGCCGCGAUCACCUCCCCACCGCCGACCCACCAUCAGAAACCUUCAUACUACCCGGUCAUACUCUGUGGUGACUUCAACAGCACUCCACAUUAUCCACUCUUUAACUUCAUUAAGUACAGAGAGCUGAAUUAUGUAGGUCUGCCACGGACCAAGGUUUCAGGUCAAGAAACCGGUCGAAGGAUAGGGGACUCAUUAUACUGGCCCCUAUGGCCCUAUGAAGUUGGGGUGACAGAUACUUGCCAGUUCAGAAGUGUCAUCAGAGAACGCCUUAGACAUGAUCAACGUAAAAAAAUGAAGUACGGUAAAAAGUCAGGUUCAGGAGACACACCAGUGUUAUCGGAGAACUGGGAGAAUGAAUUUGCAGAGAGUAUACGUCACUCCUUUCCGUUAGAAUCCGUUCACUCCCACAAGGAGGGCUUUCUGGAGGUGACCACCAACCAUUCCAGCACCAACUGUGCCGUGGACUACAUCUUCUACUCUAAGUCUGGAAAUGAUGACGAGGCGGCAUCUUCAAGACGUUGUCCGUCGAACAGGCUUGGUGGGCUGAAGCUCCUUGGCUACAGGUCUCUACUGACUGACGAGGAGGCAAAUGAGAUGGGAGGACUGCCUAACCAUGUGUGGUCCUCGGAUCAUUUCAUGUUGCUGGCUAAAUUCUUGCUUACUUCUGGGAAGUAAGAGGAACACAACUCAUCUGGGCCCAAUUUCAUAAAGCUGACAAAUUUCUUUGCUAAGCAAUUAUUGAGUGGGGCACC